Messenger RNA from Cooperia oncophora, 957 nucleotides. NCBI's taxonomy places the organism in Eukaryota, Metazoa, Nematoda, Chromadorea, Rhabditida, Trichostrongylidae. The record is from the annotation of a GenBank genome assembly.
UUGAGUGAUUUACCAUACUUGCUGUAUCGACUGGAUCGGAAAGAGCGUAGGGGUGGUGGGGUAUGUUGCUUGGCUAAGGGCAAUCUCUGCGUUUACUCUGUUGAUCAUGUAACCCCAAACAAGGCUGACGUGCUCUGCUUAGAACUAUUCUGUCCGCACAAAGCAACUCGUGUUCGCUUCUCGGUCGUUUACCGUCCUCCGAAUUCAACCAAGAGUGAAGAUGAAGAGUUGAUAGAAGCCUUACAAGACAUCAUCUCAGCUCAGGCGAACAGUGUAAUUUUAGGCGACUUCAAUUUGCUCAUUGACUGGGAUAACCUUCGUGCACUCAAUUCAUCUUCAACCAGGUUCCUUGAAUUUUUCCAACAAAGCUUCUUGCAACAGCACGUCUCUCUACCGACUCAUGAAAACAACGUACUUGACUUAGUUCUAUCUACUUUUCCCAACGUCAGCGAAGUCUCAACUGCCCCUCCGCUCGCAAAUUCGGACCACGCCUCUGUACGUUUUAAGUUGUUGGAGGAAUUUAGGAGCGAUUUCGCUUUGCCUUCUCCAGAUUUCUCGAAAGUCGACUACAAACGUCUCGAUGCCCACUUUUCGAACAUUGAAUGGCUCACCCUGUUUGAACAAUAUGAUUCGAUGGAUGAUAUUUACCGUAGGUUCUGCAGAAUUCGUCUGCACCUAUACCUUCGUAAAAAAUUCAAUUCCAAGCCGGGUCUUCCCACCUUAGAGGAUCCUUCUGGUACCAGGCUCCAUGUAGAUUCCGCCAAGGCUGAAGCUCUGGGUAGAUAUUUUGCUGGAGUAUUUUUAGCCCCUUCCCCCAGUAGUGAUGGUGACCUGGAAAAAGUGGCAAUCGUCCCUCAAUGCGGUAUUCCGGAUAUUUACUUCCACCCAAACGAUGUCCGCUCUUUGCUCAAAAGGCUGAAACCUUCUCAUAGCGAACCUUUUGAUGGAAUACCCCAG